This is a messenger RNA of Prorocentrum cordatum, 2453 nucleotides long. The record is from the annotation of a GenBank genome assembly. NCBI's taxonomy places the organism in Eukaryota, Dinophyceae, Prorocentrales, Prorocentraceae.
GUAGGAGUGACUUUUCGUCGGAGUGACCUUCGCUGCGGGCUCACCUGGCUCCGCCUAGCACUGACAUGCGCGUUGGGAUUUGGCCCCCCCGCGACCCCCUAAAGCCGCGCACCAAAGGGCACUCUUGCCCAGGACCACCGCCGUAGCCAUUUUGGCUCAAGCAAUUUUGGCAACCCUCCGUUCUGGGAGCGUGUUCGAGCCCGUUGUGGUGUGUGCGCUUUUGAGCCGCCCGCGAGCAGAAGCGGGGCUGCCCGAUGACGCAUGACACCGAGAAGAUCCAGCUGAUCUCGAAGAAGGCGGAGCCCCCCGCCGCGUCCGAGCCCGACGAGGACGAGCACCCGGCACGCUCGCGCGAUUUUGCCAAGGCGAUCGUCAGCAACAUCCGGAUGGUGCGGCAGGACUUCGAGCCGCAGCCCUUCCCCGACAGCUUUCUCAAGAGGCCCGUGGUGGUCGCCUUCGUCGUGCUAUAUGCGAUCACGGGUGUCGGGGUCCCCCUCUACCUCUUGAGCGGCCACUACGAAGACUUGCGCGGCAGCGGGGCUGCUCAAUCGAUCUUUGAGGAGGACUGGCACAAGCGUCGGGUCGCCAAGGCAUACCUCUGCAUGGUGCCAGUGACUCUAUUGGCCAUCCCGGUGUUCUCGCCGUCACUGGCGAGGGCGUCAGUCAUGCCGUAUCUUUUAAUCACAGUCUUCGCCGUAAAGGAGGCCGUCGAUGAGGUGACCAAAGAUGACUUCAAGCAUUUCUUGAUUCGCGCGCUCGGCAAUCUCCUCGCUACCCUGUGCGCCCUGUCAUAUCUGCGUUUCAUGGAUUACCUGGAUCACAUUGUCCACCAGAUCAUGGUGUGCGAGCAUUCUCUUCUUGAGGAGAAGCCUGUCAAGAAGAUGCAGGGUAUCCUCCACAGCGUUGGCCUGACCCGUACUGGCAACCCCGCGAAGGACAAGUUCAUGUCAGUGAGCCGAAAUCGUGGCAUCGCAGACGUGGUCUACGAAAAAGUCUGGCACCCGCUCAGGAUUGGCUCAAAUGUGGUUGCGGUCGUUUCGUACGUAUCCUACACCCUUAUCAGCGAGUAUGCGGGUUCGGUGCUGGCGUGCGGAUUCGUGUACUACUUGUUGACAGCGGUGUUCGUAGGCUACAAGUUCUGGGAUCAAGUCACCAUGCUGAUCAAGAUUUGGACGCACAAACCCUUUUUCGUCGGAGACUUGGUGACCAUCAAACUGAUGGGCCGUGGCGCAGAUACUGGCAUCGAUGGCUUCGUUGAGCACGUCACCCUCAGCUAUGUGCUGAUCCGGACCUUCGACUAUAAGCAGACGUACCUGCCACUCUCCGAACUGACGGAUUCCGUGAUCCAGAAUUGGUCCCGGCGGCCGACUAAGCCGUUGCUGAUAAAUUUCACUGCGAGCCCAUCUUCCAACCCAGAUAAGGUCAAUGAGCUCGUCAGUUUCGCCAAGCGCUGGAUCGACGAGAGCCAGAAUGUCCUCCAGAGUGGGUACAAGAAGUGUUGCGUGAGCGGCUUUUCCCAUGGCUUCGAAAUCAAGGUCAUCUGUUCACCUGACAUCGGUAAGAAAAAGACAGAGCUUCGGCAAUCAUUCAUCUUGGCAGUCACAGCGCAGGCAGAGAAGCUCAAUGUGACCCUUGCCUCCGAGGACGCGGCCUCCGUGUUUCUGCCGGACGAGCUGAUCUCGAACAAGUCGAAGUGAGUUUUGGCCAGGAGCCGUUCCAAAGACGAACUGAAUUCACUGAGUGCAGAGGCCUCCAAGUAACCUUUGCAGUGCGCAGGUAGCUGGAAGCAGGAGGGGCACCAAACGUAGGCCAGAUGAGGCUCCUCAUCGUGGGCGUCGUCUUGAGAUGAGCUCCGAGGGGAAGCUCAACAAGCACCGUUGCCGUGCGAGCGGCCUGGCUGCACAAGCUCCACGGCAAUCAAUUCAGGCGGGGCCCUUUGCGAGCCGUCCUGGGGUGCCUGCUGCUCGCAGCAGUGUAUGCGCAGGACGUCCAAUCUCGUGACGCUGUCCCACCACCUCGUCCUCCUCGUCCUCCUCCUCGGGCUCCUCCUCGCCCUCCAACUCGUGACGCGCCGCUUUCUCCUCCACCUUUUGUUGGACCGACGCAGUGCGGGAGCCAACCAAACCUGGGGAGCCGGUUAAUGAUAGGGCUCCGAACCAGCAAAGUAGGUGUAGCACUUGCGCGCGUGCGCGGGAUGCCUUUUUGCCAAUUCGUGAUUCAAUGGCGGUUUGUUGUGUCGCGGAGCGCGACGCACGAGUUUUCCUCAGAACCCCCAAACGGCUUACUUCUGUUGGCAGGCGCAACCAUUCAUAUGACUGCUGGCUAAUAUAUCUUGUCAAAUCACACUCGUGGAACAAAAAUCCUGCCCAGGCCACCCUGGACAAUGGCGUUGAUGUGUCGUAAAGCUCCCAUGGAAAUUCCAUGCCGAUCCCAUCUAUUCCGACCCCAUCUAG